Molecule: messenger RNA, 1956 nt
Organism: Juglans regia (Persian walnut)
Lineage: Eukaryota; Viridiplantae; Streptophyta; Magnoliopsida; Fagales; Juglandaceae
Exons: 14
Coding region: 320-1795 (491 amino acids)
Source: RefSeq, a predicted model, not a curated record
AAACAGACGGGGAAUGAAGGGAAGGACCUUCUGUCACUAGUUUGCCUGUGCUCACUGUCUGUCCAUGCGUCUUCUUUCAUUUUUAGCUUUCGAACCCCAACCCAGUAAGCAAAACUGCGCUUCCAGCAUUGGAUCUUGGAAUGCAUUGAAUGGUCUUCCUCUUAUAUAUUCCAUCUGUAGGUGAUUGCAAUUUCUAUCGCUCCGGGCUGGCAUGCUUGGUACACGGCUGGGAUACUUGAGCUGAAGUCUGCUCUUUGUCGCGGCAAUCUCCGCUGACCGCUCCAGUUGUAUUCCCCACGAGGGAACUUUCGGAAGCAAGAUGAUUGAUCAAUUCAUCAAUUUUGUCAUUCGCCCUCCCAGGGCAGAGUACAACCCAGAUCAGUAUCUUUGGGAGAGGAACUUCACUCUUGCGGGAAGAACAUACAAACGAGAAGACUUGAAGCUUAGGAAUGCAAGGGGCCAUACAUUGCUGUGUAGUCAUUAUCUACCUUCACCAUUCCCUGAAGAUACUCCUCUUCCUUGUGUUAUAUACUCCCAUGGAAACAGUGGAUGUAGGGCAGAUGCAAAUGAGGCCGCGGCAAUUCUUCUUCCGUCCUGUAUAACUGUUUUUACUCUUGAUUUCUCGGGUUCAGGGUUGUCUGAUGGUGACUAUGUCAGCCUUGGUUGGCAUGAGAGAGAUGACCUGAAGGUUGUGGUUUCGCAUUUAAGAAGCAACAAACAAAUAUCACGGAUUGGUCUUUGGGGACGAUCUAUGGGGGCAGUCACUAGCCUUCUUUAUGGAGCAGAAGACCCCUCUAUAGCUGGAAUAGUGUUGGAUAGUGUCUUUUCAAACUUAUAUGAUCUAAUGAUUGAACUUGUGGAUGUGUACAAAAUACGGCUUCCUAAAUUCACUGUUAAGAUAGCAGUGCAGUAUAUGCGUCGAGUAAUCAAAAGGAAGGCAAAGUUUGAUAUUAUGGAUCUUAAUUGCUUACAGGUUGCACCCAAAACAUAUAUUCCUGCUUUAUUUGGACAUGCUAGUGAUGACAUAUUCAUUCAACCCCAUCAUUCUGACCUCGUCUUUAAGUCCUAUGUGGGGGAUAAAAAUAUUAUAAAAUUUGAGGGUGAUCACAACUCCUCACGACCACAGUUCUAUUAUGAAUCUGUUUCCAUUUUCUUCUGCAAUGUCCUUCACCCUCCUCGAAUUUCUACGGCUCAUUUGAGUAAGCUAGAGAAAUAUUAUGAUUUGGGGGAUUUGAAGGUUGGUGCUGGUUUAAACGAGAGCCUAUUAUAUGAGAUAAUCACUGGACUUCAUUCUGUGGGUAAUAAUGCUGGGGGUUCAUCUUCUGCUCCUCAUACCAUUUCAGCCUCAAAGUUUGUGGGUGAACUUCUUUCUGAAUUUGCACCGGUGACUACAGUUGAUUCCAUGGUCAACGAAAAUAAUUCCCUUUGCAGUCUUGAGAGGUCACAUUUACAGGAUAAGACUAAUGGCCGGAAUGAAGAAUGUUGCUCAUAUACAAGCUCAAAUAGAGAAAGUUGGGGAAGAUGCUCAUCUUUAGGAGGCACUGAUGAAGAAUCUUCUGCAGUCUGCACAGCUGCUGAUAAUGGCCAUCAGACAACUCUUGAGGUGUUAGCAACACCUCUUCAGAGCAUGGAACAAAAAUCGUCAGACUUGACAAAAGAGGAAAAGAAGAAGAAUACUAUAAUUGUUCCGAAGAAGGCUAUAAGCGAGAAAUUUGGAAAGUUAGGGGCCCUAAGCAAAAGACUCUGUCUUUGCUUUCACCAUCGAAGACAUCGUUCUUAUGACUGCUGUGCUUGAGGCACGAGUGUUGUAUGAUUUCUUAGUGCCAUUUCAUAAAAUGGUGUUUGUAACUAAUAUAGGCAGUAUCCUUUUCGUUUCUCAUUAACUGGCCUUGAAGCACGAGUGUUGUAUGAUUUCUUAGUGUCAUUUCAUCAAACAUGGGGUUUUAUCAAGAUAUA